AUGUAAUAUUUAGGUUUUGUAAAUUUACAGGAAGGUAAUUGGAUGAAUAAUGAAUUAUAAUUUGGUUUUUGCAAAUUUAUAGAUAUUGAGGGUAAUUAUUAUUAAGGAGAAUGGAAAGAUAAUCAAAAGAAUGGUUAUGCUAUGGAAUAUUGGAUAUCAGGGGAUUCAUAUGAGGGUUAAUAUCGAUGUGGUAUGAAAAAUGGAACAGGGAAACAUUUGCGGGCAAAUUGUAAUAGUUAUGAAGGAUCUUAUAUGAAUGAUUAGAUUCAAGGAUUUGAAAAGUAAAAAUGGUCAGAUGGCCAAGAGUAUACUUGUGACUGGUUUCAGAAUUAUAUGUAAAGUAAAGGCACCUUUGAAUGGCCUAAUGGAAAUACAUAUGUUGGAAUUUAUAAGGAAAAUAAAAUGAUGGAAAAGGUAUUUUUACUUUUAAGAUGGUAAAAUAAUCAAAGGGACUUGGAUAUAAGGUAAAAAAAAUGA
Paramecium tetraurelia is the source of this 477-nucleotide messenger RNA. RefSeq lists its product as uncharacterized. The record is from RefSeq and is a predicted model, not a curated record. The transcript has a single exon. NCBI's taxonomy places the organism in Eukaryota, Ciliophora, Oligohymenophorea, Peniculida, Parameciidae.